This is a messenger RNA of Loa loa (African eye worm), 2515 nucleotides long. RefSeq lists its product as hypothetical. The record is from RefSeq and is a predicted model, not a curated record. Gene Ontology annotation, biological process: peptide hormone processing. Gene Ontology annotation, molecular function: serine-type endopeptidase activity. Gene Ontology annotation, cellular component: Golgi membrane; trans-Golgi network. NCBI's taxonomy places the organism in Eukaryota, Metazoa, Nematoda, Chromadorea, Rhabditida, Onchocercidae. The transcript is spliced from 14 exons. The annotation marks the transcript as partial.
GAUGUUGACUAGGAAACCUACGGUACCAAACUGUAAUUCUUUGUGGGAUAAUCGAAAAUCUGCUUGUGAAGCUCGUCGAGUUGAAAUAUUAGAUCAUACUUUCGACAGUAUGGCACAAGAUGAAUUGGCUUGCUGUUCAAAUGCGAAUAUUUUUAAAUCUCCUGCAAUGAGUGAAAAAAGCGGUGUUUUGAAGAGAAACUGCAUCAGGAAUCAGGCUUGUACCUUAAAACUGUUAAGUAGGCACUAUCGCUCAUUAUCCCGUCACCGCUUUCAUUCUUCUGUGACAUCAUCCAAUAUCUGCCCAUUAUCAUUCAUCAUUUUAUUAUUCGCUUUUUUAUCGAUGUCCGAGUUCUUCUUAAUAGCAGCAGACGAGUCAAGUUUUUCUGAUAUGAUGACCGAACUGAGGCCUAUUAGCGACAGCAGUAAUCAUAGUAGCAGUAUAAGUAACAGUUACGGAGCAGAAACUAGUCAGUCAUCGUCAACAGCAUUGCGUAAAGCGUAUACUAAUCAGUUUGCCGUGCGUAUCACGGGUGGUGAUAUCUUGGAAGCGGACAAAUUAGCGACAAAGCAUGGUUUCAUCAAUCUUGGACCAGUUUUGCCAAAUGAUGAAUAUUUCUUAUUCGAAAGUCGGCAAACAAGAAAGAGGUCGACACGGCCGAGAAGGAAUGCCCAAACAAAUUCUAUUGCGCGAGAACCUAAGGUAGAAUGGAUAGAACAACAAAUAGCAAAAAAACGAGUUAAACGUGGUUACAUGUCUGUGAACAGUCGUUCACCGACUGUUCACUUGCAGAGCUUUAAAGGCAAUGAAAUCAGUGACGAUCUCACAAUAAUAGCUAGUAGUGAUGCUCAACAACAAUAUUCAAGCAGCCGCAACCGGAAUGCUGGUGCCCGCAGUGCUGGGAAUUAUAAUUUGAAUGAUCCGUUGUGGUCCCAUAUGUGGUAUUUGAAUCCGGCAGUGUAUGGUCGUGGUUUGGAUCAUAAUGUACGCGAAGCUUGGGAUCUUGGUUAUACAGGAAGAGGCGUAGUUGUAACGAUACUGGAUGAUGGUUUGGAACGAACACAUCCAGAUAUUGCUCCCAAUUAUGAUGCAAAAGCUAGUUACGACGUAAAUGAUCGUGAUGAAGACCCGACACCCCGGUAUGACUAUACAGAUGAAAACAGGCAUGGAACACGAUGUGCUGGCGAAGUAGCUGCUAUUUUCAAUAAUUCACUGUGCAUUGUUGGAAUCGCCUACAAUGCUCGAAUUGGUGGGAUUAGAAUGCUGGAUGGUGAUGUGACCGAUGCGGUAGAAGCAACCAGUCUUGCUCAUAAUUCUGAUCAUAUCGACAUUUAUUCGGCAAGUUGGGGACCGGACGAUGAUGGCAGAACAGUUGACGGACCAGCGAAAUUAACGAGAAGAGCUUUCGAAAAAGGUAUUCGUGAGGGUCGCCGUGGACUUGGUUCUAUAUUUGUUUGGGCCAGCGGAAAUGGCGGCAAAGAUGCCGACUCAUGCAAUUGUGAUGGAUAUACUAAUAGUAUUUAUACGUUAUCGAUAUCGUCCGCAACAGAACACGGCAACAUACCGUGGUAUUCGGAAGCUUGUAGUUCAACACUUGCUACUGCGUAUAGUAGCGGUGCGACUGGUGAAAAAAUGAUUGUAACAACAGAUUUACAUCAUUCCUGUACAAAUGCUCAUACGGGUACGUCGGCAAGUGCACCACUAGCAGCUGGCAUUGCCGCUUUAACUUUGGAAGCUAAUCCUAAAUUAACAUGGCGAGAUAUGCAGCACAUUGUUGUUCGCACCGCUCGACCACUCAAUCUUCGUGCUGGAGACUGGGUAACAAACGGAGUUGGAAAGAAAGUUUCACAUUCAUUUGGUUUUGGUUUAAUGGAUGCCGGUGCAAUGGUCCGAUUGGCUAGUAACUGGACGAGGGUUCCGGAACAGAGAAAAUGUGUCGUCUUUUAUCCGGCUAGAUAUAAAACCGUUCCACAUGGCAAUCGAUUACAGUUGCAGCUUUAUACAGAUGGUUGUGCAAGCUAUCCUCGUAAUAAAGUAGGGUAUCUUGAACAUGUCCAGGCAAUCAUCACCCUAACUGCACCCAAACGGGGUGAUAUACAGAUCUAUCUCACUUCACCUUCAGGGACUCGAUCAACUUUGUUAGCGAAACGGGCUCGUGAUACUUCCAGGACGGGCUUCAGAGAAUGGGCUUUCAUGACAACUCAUAACUGGGGCGAAAUGGCUGUAGGUUUAUGGACAUUAGAAAUCAAUAACGAUGGAUGGGAUGAUGCUGAAUUGAUACGAUGGGAUUUGGUUCUUUACGGUACAGCAGCAGAAGUAAGCAAUAUAGGCGGUACAUCUUUAACAUCGUCAUCACUGACACUACGUUCAUUGUCCAGUAAAACACGGACGCGGUAUGGUGCGUUAUGGGACGACAUAUCCGCUGCACCUAUCAUUAUUGCUUCCAGUAAUAUAGCUUUAUUUCCUUUCCUGUUUAAUUUUAUUGUGUUCUAUUUAUUUAUGCCUUCCAUCCGGUAG